This is a messenger RNA of Cyprinus carpio (common carp), 3944 nucleotides long. It is a transcript of the gene fuz, whose product is annotated as fuzzy planar cell polarity protein. The record is from RefSeq and is a predicted model, not a curated record. Lineage: Eukaryota; Metazoa; Chordata; Actinopteri; Cypriniformes; Cyprinidae. Gene Ontology annotation, biological process: vesicle-mediated transport; non-motile cilium assembly.
AAAUUAUUGAAUUGUUUUUCUUAUUAGCAGUUGUCUACUCAAGUCUUUAGCGGCUUAAUUCUGUGUGGGAAAACCUUUGGUCAAAAUGAUGCGAACUAACGCUUAUUACAGUAGGCUGUGAAUGUUUCGGCGUGGAUUAACGUUAGCAGGCUUUUAAGAUGUCUCCAUCACUGAUUAGUGUUUAGAGCCACGUUCCAUCCCAGUCUACAUUCACUAUGCUGCAAGCAGAGACCCUCCAACUGCUGUGCCUCACAGCCACCAGUGGGGUCCCUCUGUUCUCACGAGGCUCCGCAAAGCAGCUUCCCUUUUCCAUCAUCGGCUCCCUAAAUGGUGUCCAUAUGUUUGGCGCCGGCCACGGGGCUCAGUUAAUGAGCUGUGAGACGGAUCGAGGGAGCCGUGUGGUUUGGGGGGUCUUUCAGGAGAGCCUGAUGCUGAUUGCGGUGAGUGGCGGCGGGGGCCCCGCCAUCAGUGAGCUGCAGCUGCGCCGCCUGCUGGAGAACGUGUGGAACUGCAUGGUCCUGGUCCUGGGACAGGACGAGCUGGCAAACAUACGCAACGUGGAGCGGCUAAAACGGGAGUUGCGCUCUUGCUUUCGCCUGAUCGACAUGCUCCUGGAGCGUGUCAGUGACGAACAGGGAUUUAUGGGAGAUCUGACGCAGUGUGCCGACUGUAUGCUUCUCUCCCACUCAGGCUUGCUUCAGGAAGCCCUAGACUCGUUUGCUCAAGCAGCGGAGAGUGAAUUUGGCUGCCUGCUGGUGCACGGCCGUGUGGCACUGGCCACGGAGAAGUGGUGGUCUCGACUGACGUCCCAGGAAGUUGUUGUGCUCUCAGUCUUGGUGCACUCGCUCUCCGGUGCAUCUUCAUGUGACUACCCCGUCUUCCUUCCCCAAGGAAGUCCUACCGUCGCCAUUCGCUUACUCAGUUUCCAACUACUUCCUGGAGUUCACGUGUGUGUCCUCUGUGGCCCCAAACCCUCUUUAUACAAGGCAGAGAAUGAGCUCAUCGGUCGUUUUUGGUCUACUUUUGUGGAGAACCUGCGUAGCUGUUUAGAACAGGCCAAACAUUCUACUCUCCCCCCGUCUGUUAGCCUUCGCUGGGACAUCCAGGCGCUUCUCCUCAUCAAUCGUGAAUCUCGACGUGCCGUCACCGUCUGCCCUCGUGUUCGCAGUGGAGCUCCUUCAGAGGCUACACCUCUCCUCUCGUCAGCCAGGCGCUUGGAGCUCCUCCGCCUUUUUUAUACAUUUGCCGUGACUCGUUAUUUUAUCUGUCAGGAGGCAUCAGCCUCGACUACCUCAGAGGAUUUCUCUAAGGGUUUUACUCACGUCCCUGUGCAGUGUUAUCUUGUCACAGAUGAGUGUAAGUGUUAUGGCCUGCAGAGUUCCCAACACCAGCUCUUCGUCCUCAUGGAUCUCUCUGUGCCCACGUUUGCCUUGCGUACUGUGGCUACACAGGCUCUCUCAGCAAUUACUGCUGCAACUGGUUUUUAGGAGAUUGGUUUGGACAUGUAUGAGUUACCUAACCAGGUACCAGACUUACUGGAUUUGCAAAAAUGAACAGCUCAAGCAUUAAUAGUAGGAUAGUUCACAUAAAAUUAAAACUCAUCAUUUUCUUACCCUCAUGUCCUUAUAUGACCUGUUUGAGUUUGUGUUUUCUGCGAAAAACAAAUCUUCCAAAAAUUGUCCAUAUAAUGACAGUCAUGUUAUGAAACAGCAGUGAAUCACAUUGAGAAAAAAAUGGCAAGCCAUUCUUCCAAAUAUCUUCUUUCAUGCUGACAUGCAGAUUUGGAACGACAUGAGGGUGAGUAAAUGAUGACAGGACUUUCCAUUCGGGUGAGCUCUCCCUUUAACUUUGAAUGAAAUUUGAACUAGCAAUAAAUGAUGUACACCAUUUAUUAAUAUUAGUUACUGUAGUUUUAUUUCUGCAUUUACUAAUACAGUUUUAUUUUUAAAGAAGUUUAUAGUAUAAAUUAAACAUUGAACAAUAGCAGAUUUAUAAAUGAACAUAAACCUAUAAUAACACAUUCUGUGUGCAUAAGUAUUAUUCAUUGUUAGUUUGUGAAACCAAAUGCAUUAACUAUGUUAACAAAUUAAACCUUAUUGUAAGUAAGUGUUACUAUUAAUUCUUAACUGUCACUGUUUAAGUACUUUCUUAGGAGCUGGAUGAAAAAAAAACACGCAAGAUAUAAACAAAUGUGAUUCUAGAAAGUGAAUGAAAAUAUAGACUCAAAAGCACUACUGUAUAACGGUAUAUGUGAAGCAUUCACACUGUGAUACACAUCCUUUGUUGUGUUAGUGUUACAAAACAUUGAACGGAAAAUGUGUUUGGCAUUGAGGACAAGCAUAACAUUAUUUUCAAAAGCUGUGUAUGUUAAUAUUCACUUAAUGACACUGGUGAACAGAUUAGUUUUAUAGUAUGUUUGAAUUUGUGAUGUGAAUGAAUACAUAUGCAUCUUUAGAUUUUUUUUGUUUCCUUGUGUUUCUGUUAUAUUUUCAUGUUUCAUGACCAACAAGGAAAUAAAAUCAUUCUGCAUUCUAGCAAAAAAAUCUGCUGUUAUUAUUUCUAAACCACAUUCAUGUUUUCACAGUGUGAUUUUUUUUUUCUUUUUUUCGCGUUUUAUUUGUAAAAAUCAGCAGAAAUCUGUGUAAUCACACCCCCUGCUGUCCAAUCGUAUUAUGUCCCGAGAACAGAGUCCUGUAUUUUUGUAACAAGAGUAGGUGAUGUAAAAGAAGAAAUAAACACUUGCAGGUUAAAUAAAGACAUGAUAUUGGGUGUGAGAAUUGAUGCAAUGAACAUUUUAAUGACAUGUUUACAUCUAUUUUUAAAUAUAAAUAGCAUUGUACAGCCAGCACAAUUGUUAACCUGCAAUUGCACGCAACAAUUGAGAAACUAAAAAAAAAAAGAUAAUGACAAAAUAAAUUGAAUGUGCAUGAGGUGUACAAAGGAAACAUGGCUCUUUUUAUUGGAUGCACUUAGGAAAGAAGUCCAAUCUUAGCUUUCUGUUAAACAUUUUCUUAUGAAGACUUUUCAGUAUGAAUGUCUGAAGAGGUGUGUACUGUUUUCACAGGAUAUGAAAUUUGCAGGCAACUAAAGUGCUAGACCUUCAGAGUUGUUUCAUUCAUAUAUAAUUAUCCAUUAACAAAUUCAACUUAUCACAUCUUCAAUUGGUGGAAAACAGUUUUCCUGAGUCACUCCUUCAAGUCAAAGGUCAAUGCAGUCUGAUUGACACAAAGCCGAAAAAUUCUUGAAGUACAGCCAAUAAGCUGUAUAAAAUAAUAAAAAUAAAUAUGGCAUGUUUUAUAUCAUGCUCUUCAACCUCACCCAGUCUCAUUAUCUUUGCUUUAAAGGGAUAAUCAGGGUUAAAUACUAUAGUUGAGAUCGGUGACAUGCCUAAAUUUGCAAAGACAAUGUGUUGAUAGAAAGGCACUCACAAUAGAAGUCUAUGGGGCCCCUGACAGUAGGAAUGUAACCAUCAACAGCCUGUUCCUCAUCUACUGAAAAACUAGUUUGAGUGUUAAAUCAGACAUUAUAUCACAGAAUAAGAGCAGCAGGCAUUGGCUUGUGUGUGUCUCUUACUUAAACUAUGUCCUAGUAACCAGCUUCAUCUGUCGUCAUUAAUCUUUAUUAAUACUUCUGAGUGCCUCUUAAUGCUUCUAACCACAUAAUCAGGGCAGUUACAGGUUAUCUAUUGCAGUUAAAGGAAUAGUAAAAUCUUACCUCUAAGAUAGGAUAAAUGGGAUAAUGUCAUCAUAGUCUGUACAAGUAUAUAUGCAUAUACAAAUAUUAACACUUUUAUUGGAAGGCUACUGUUUACUGUGCUACUGUUUACCUUUCUGUCCUGUUUGAAAUGUUUCUAAAAAAAUCUAGAGAUCUAGUAUGUACUUAACCCUGGACGCAUACUUGCGGUAACAUACGCCUUCACUUAAUCUACUUGAGAAAAUAAUGUC